Messenger RNA from Drosophila albomicans, 462 nucleotides. RefSeq lists its product as uncharacterized. The record is from RefSeq and is a predicted model, not a curated record. The transcript has 2 exons. Lineage: Eukaryota; Metazoa; Arthropoda; Insecta; Diptera; Drosophilidae. The coding region runs from base 58 to 366 and encodes 102 amino acids.
UUCGUUUGAUUAUCAUCCACAAAAACGGGCCUAUAAAUGCAGCGCUAAUUGCAAGCAAUGGCACAGUUUGCAUUGAACUCAUUCUGCAAAAUGAAAUUCACUUUACUGUUGAUUCUCUGCUUUUGCCUAUUCAAUUUGGCCUAUGGCAAUGCUGUGAUCGGCACUAAGCCGCCGUUUGUGCGGAGCCGUUAUAGCCUCCGUUGGCGUAAGACCACAACAACCAUGUCACCUAGUACAACAGGUCGUGUCGUGGAGCCGGCCACGUCAACUCAGCAUCCAGCAGCCAUGCUUGGCACCUCAACAGCCAGUCCAGAUUACGACUAUUAUGGCACCGGGGAAGCUGCCGACAACUUGGUGCAUAAAUAAAUACCAAUGUUGUAGCUGUCACUGUGACAAGCAAAAUCUACAUAUACUCACUUAUGUAACAUUCACAUAGUGGCAAUAAAAUUUAAAUAAAUACAU